UACGGCUUGUUUACUUUGCCGAACGACAUGUCGUCUGAAAUUGAAUCCAAAGAGACGUAGUUCUAUAAACGAAAAUUGUGGAAACCCUAGCCUACUCCGGGCCCCGGGUGAAAACUGAAGAACUCUGCUCAGUUCUCCCUACCGUUCAAUUGGGGCUAACAACUAACAAGAUUGCAGCAGUUACAUUCGGUUUUGUAAUUGGACGAUGGGGAGGAAAGAUAAGCAGAAGAAGUUCCAAUUCGAGGACGACGAUGACGAUCUUCACAGGGCUUCGAACUCUGCCAACUCGGUGAGCAGUGACGAGGAGGAGGCCAAUGAAGAUCUUAGCCUCAAGAUUGUCGAGAAGGCUUUGCUAUUGCGUGCCGGGAAGUUGGUCGCCGACGCCAACGAUAACGAGGAUGCUAACCGUGGAACGAGUGGUAAUAAUGGCGAUGCCGGCGUUGGAGCCGUCGAACUGUUUUCCUCGUCUUUGGCGGAACCUGACGCUGCUGCCGGAAAUAGCGUAACCGCUGCUUCGGGAAGUAAGAAGUCUGUGAAGAGGAAGAAGAAAAAGGCUAAGAAGCUGGGAACUGAAGAGCUCAAUGUGGUUGUCACAGAAGGAGAGAAUACCGAGACAACUGGAAUGAUAACUGAUAAUAACGUGUUCAGGAAGCUUCUUCGUGGACCAAGAUACUUUGAUCCUCCAGAUAGUUGGGGAACGUGCUAUAAUUGUGGCGAGGAAGGUCAUAAUGCUGUGAAUUGCACAUCAGUUAAACAACGAAAGAAACCAUGUUUUGUCUGUGGAAGUCUGGAGCACUAUGGAAGAAGUUGCUCGAAGGCACGAGAUUGCUUUAUUUGCAAGAAAGGUGGGCAUCGUGCAAAAGACUGUCCAGAGAAGAACAAGGAUGUUUCUUCAAGCUCAAAAAUGUGCUUAAAAUGUGGAGAUUCUGGGCAUGAUAUGUUUUCUUGUCAAAAUCAUUAUCCAGAUGAUGAUCUUAAGAACAUACAAUGUUACAUUUGCAAGAAAUUUGGCCAUUUAUGUUGUGUGAAUUCCACCAGUGAUACUUCAAUAGACAUUUCCUGCUAUAAAUGUGGACAGACUGGACAUACUGGUCUGGCAUGCUCAAGAUUACGUGGGGAAGCCUCUAGUGCUGCAUCACCUAGCUCAUGCUAUAGAUGCGGUGAAGAAGGGCAUUUUGCCCGUGAGUGCACAAGUUCUGCCAAGGGUGGCAAGAGGAAUCGUGAGGUAUCAAACCCAAAAUUGAGGUCCCAAAUAGAAGAAACGAAUGUAAACCCACAGGCAUGCUCGACAUUUUGUGGGGAAGCCUCUGUUGCUGCAUCACCUAGCUCAUGCUAUAGAUGCGGUGAAGAUGGGCAUUUCGCCCGUGAGUGCACCAGUUCUGCCAAGGGUGGCAAGAGGAAUCGUGAGGUAUCAAAGCCAAAAUUGAGGUCACAAAUAGAAGAAACGAAUGUAAACCCACAGGCAUGCUCGACAUUUUGUGGGGAAGCCUCUGUUGCUGCAUCACCUAGCUCAUGCUAUAGAUGYGGUGAAGAWGGGCAUUUYGCCCGUGAGUGCACCAGUUCUGCCAAGGGUGGCAAGAGGAAUCGUGAGGUAUCAAAGCCAAAAUUGAGGUCACAAGUAGAAGAAACGAACCAACUGGGAUCAAAUUCUGCGUCUCGUGAUCUUGCAAAGGCUCACAAGAAGAAAAAGAUAAAUCAUGAAGAUAAGUACACCACCUUGCCUAGGAAGUCAGGACAAAAGGGUCGCUGGAUGAUGGAAGAUGCUCCUGGUAACUUUUCUAGUGGCUCAUCCAAGAAAAAUAACUGGAAUUCUCCUGUUACACCAUCUAGAUGGGGUCAUAACAAUUCUCCUGUUACACCAUCUACGUGGGGUCAUAGUAAUUCUCCUGUUACACCAUAUACGUGGGGUCAUAAUAAUUCUCCUGUUACACCAUCUAUGUGGAGUCAUAAUAAUUAUAAGGAGUACACUGGUCACUAUGAAAAUCCUCAAUCUUCCACACACAGGCGUGCAUUGCAUCCACAUCCAGGGACUCCAAUGUCGUUAGGAUCCCAUAAAGCUUCUUACAGAUUCCCGGCUUCAAGAUUUGGGGGCUUUACCGAUGAAAGAUUUGGUGGGGGCUUUAGCAAUGAAGGAAGGAGGAAAAACUAUGGAUGGUGGUAGAAAGUCCUGUUUGAUAUGUAUGAUUGGUAGCUGUUGGAAAAAAAUUACUGCUUGAAGAUCUGAUUUUUGCUUAAUGGUUCCAUUGCAGAAUCUGAGAUAAUUUCAAGUUAUUGCUUCAUUUGUAAUAGUACCAGAUCAACUCUUUGAGUUCAGUUACAUUAUUCUCUAUCGCUCUUUGCAGUCGCCGACAGGUGUUUUCAUUUGCAGUUAAAUUUAAACAUCUAUUAAUUUUACAGAAUCGUUUGUUUUUUACGGCAGAAUGGCAAAAUGUACCACAGAUUUGGACUAGAACGUUUCUCAUAGCAUUUUUUGGGAUGUAAAUGCGACUCCAUGACUUUUUUUAGGGAUUUUGUUGUGUAGUGUUUCUUUUCUUU
This is a messenger RNA of Momordica charantia (bitter melon), 2535 nucleotides long. RefSeq lists its product as uncharacterized. NCBI's taxonomy places the organism in Eukaryota, Viridiplantae, Streptophyta, Magnoliopsida, Cucurbitales, Cucurbitaceae. Gene Ontology annotation, molecular function: zinc ion binding; nucleic acid binding. The record is from RefSeq and is a predicted model, not a curated record.